AUGGAGCGAGAGCUUAUAAAGGUCCCAAAACAGGAAAUUGACAAACUGCGUCUACUACCCUUGUCAGAUGGUGAGAAAGGGGGCUACCUAAACGAUCUGCAUAUAGACAGCUAUUUGCGUCUACUAGAGCGGCGAAGUCGCCAUACCCCCGGACUACCAAACACCAUGUGUAUUGACUCACUUUUCCUGACCGACCUACGGAGGAGAAGAAUCGAUGCCGCCACUCGGCGAUUCAGGCGAGUGAACCCCUUGCUACCGGAGCUCCUGCUGGUGCCACUCUUCAUCCCGGGAAAGCCUGUGGGGCACUGGGCUCUGCUAUCGGUACACCCAGAAAAGAAGCAGGUUCACGCGUAUGACUCGAUGGGAUACAAACACCCCCAGGAGAUGCGACAGCUAUUUCACGCUCUGCAGAGAUACGCGCGGGUGAAUGACAUUCCCUGGUCCCCGGAAGCCUGGCAUCUGCAGGACACCUCUGAUUUAGGGCCACGUCAAAAGAAUGGAGUGGACUGUGGAAUCUUUGUACUAUGGUUUGCUGAGCUGCUGUCCAGGAAGCAACCCAUCCCGCACGCUCCCUUCGAGUUGGACACCAAGUGGUAG
Messenger RNA from Macrosteles quadrilineatus (aster leafhopper), 597 nucleotides. Its product is annotated as sentrin-specific protease 1-like. Gene Ontology annotation, biological process: protein desumoylation. Lineage: Eukaryota; Metazoa; Arthropoda; Insecta; Hemiptera; Cicadellidae. The transcript has a single exon. The record is from RefSeq and is a predicted model, not a curated record. Gene Ontology annotation, molecular function: deSUMOylase activity. The coding region runs from base 1 to 597 and encodes 198 amino acids. Gene Ontology annotation, cellular component: nucleus.